This is a messenger RNA of Brassica oleracea var. oleracea, 1020 nucleotides long. RefSeq names its product glutathione S-transferase T3-like. NCBI's taxonomy places the organism in Eukaryota, Viridiplantae, Streptophyta, Magnoliopsida, Brassicales, Brassicaceae. The coding region runs from base 1 to 1020 and encodes 339 amino acids. The transcript has a single exon. The record is from RefSeq and is a predicted model, not a curated record.
AUGAAUGUGGUAGCUAGAUGUCAACUCGGUGCUAAGGUUAAAGUCAUUUUCUCCUCCUCUUUCUUGAAUUCAUUUCUAACCUUGUUCUGCUUCUCUCACUUCCUCACUCUUUCCUUCUCGUCUCACUUCCUCACUCUUUCCUUCUCCUAUCUCUUACUUGCGCAUGUUUUGGAGAUGGAUUCCAAUCCAUUUACGCAAACAUCAAACUUUGUUGGGCUACUUUAUAGCCAACAAAAUAUCUCCUUUGGUAACUAUGAAGAUAAUGUCGAUCUAUCUUCAUCUCAACUUCCUUCUCAAGGCGUGGAUGAUGUUGGUGAGCGUCGGGAACGAAGGAAGUGGACUCGCACAGAUGAUGUUGUGCUGAUAAGCUCUUGGCUAAACACGAGCAAAGAUCCAGUGGUUGGAAACGAGCAAAGAUCAGGCGCAUUCUGGAAGAGAAUUGCAGCCUACUUUGCAGCAAGUCCCAAGCUUGCUGGCUGCGAAAAAAUAGAGGCUUCUCACUGUAAGCAACGUUGGCACAGGAUCAACGACUUGGUCUGCAAGUUCUGUGGAUCGUACGAGGCGGCAACAAGGGAGAAAAGUAGUGGUUGCAAUGAGAAUGAUGUCCUCAAAAGGGCUCAUGAAAUAUUCUAUAUUAACCAUAUGAAGAAAUUCACUUUAGAGCACGCUUGGAAGGAAUUGAGUAACGAUCAAAAGUGGUGUGAAGUUUCUACUGCUAAAAACGAUGGUAAGAAAAGAAAGUGUGAAGACAAUGAAGAUUCACCCAGCCUUCAAUCAACUGAAACCAAACGUCCCACGGGUGUAAAGGCAGCAAAGGCCAGUGGGAAGAAGAGUGUGGAAAAGGAGCGUUCGCUUAAUGAGUUUCACAAUAUAUGGGACAUUAAACAGAAGGAUUUCGCACAGAAGGAAAGGUUGCACAAGCUGAGUCUACUUGACUCUCUUGUUGCAAGAAAAGAACCUCUAGCCGAGUAUGAAGAAACCCUCAAAAAGAAACUCAUCAGUGAUUUAAUGUUCAAUUAG